Molecule: messenger RNA, 3999 nt
Organism: Fusarium proliferatum ET1
Lineage: Eukaryota; Fungi; Ascomycota; Sordariomycetes; Hypocreales; Nectriaceae
Exons: 3
Coding region: 1-3999 (1332 amino acids)
Biological process (GO): nucleoside metabolic process
Molecular function (GO): catalytic activity; protein binding
Source: RefSeq, a predicted model, not a curated record
AUGAGUCAAGAUGGGAAUAAGGACCUCUUCACACAUGAUGACUAUACCGUGGGAUGGGUCUGCGCGUUGCCCAAGGAGCUAACGGCCGCUACAGCCAUGCUGGAUCAUCAGCACCGCCCACUAUCGAAACCCCGAAACGAUAUCAACUCGUAUACUCUUGGUUCCAUUGGGCCUCACAAUAUUGCCAUUACUUGCUUACCAAAGGGUAUGAUUGGAAAUGUCCCAGCAGCAACAGUUGCCAGUCAUCUAGUCACGACCUUUCCCUCUAUCAAAGUCGGUCUUAUGGUAGGUAUUGGUGGUGGUGUUCCAUCCAACAAGAUCCGGCUGGGAGAUGUUGUUGUCGGGACAUCCUCUGGUGACUACCCGGGAGUGGUGAAGUGGGAUGCUGGCAAGGUACAUGGGCAGGGAAAAUUCGAACGAACUGGAUCACUUAACAAUCCACCCCAGUCACUGUUGACGGCUCUUACACAACUAGAGACGCAACACAACCUGGUCGGGUCUAAGAUACCGGAGUAUCUGGAAGCACUGAAAGACAAAUGGCCCAGACUUGCUGCUACAUCUCUACGGAGAGAGUCUCUCAAAGACAUAUUAUUCAAGUCAUCUUACGAUCACCUUGAUAACACUACUUCUAACACGGACGAUGAAGACCUAGAUGGCGAUGAGGAUGAGGACGAGGAGCAGGGUCCUUGUCGGCUUUGUGAUAGAUCCAUGAUUGUGAAGAGAAAGGACAGAGAGAUGCGCAUAUUCUUUGGUCUGAUCGCAUCAGGUGACAAGCUGAUCAAAGAUGCUGCAUCACGGAAUAAACUCAACAAAGACCUAGGGGGACAAGUCCUCUGCAUCGAAAUGGAGGCUGCGGGUCUUGUGAAUCACUUUCCUUGUCUUGUCAUACGGGGCAUAUGUGACUACGCCGAUUCGCAUAAGAACAAAGAUUGGCAGGAACACGCAGCUAUUGUAGCCGCAGCUUUUGCAAAGGAGCUCUUACAGUAUGUACAGCCAACCGAUGUGAAACGGGAGCGUCCACUGAAAGAUUUGUUGAACGAUGUCUACUGUGUUGUCUCCGAAACACGCGAUGAUGUCGCCGAGAUCCGAACCAAUCAGAAUAAGAAGGAUGAUAUCAAGAUUCUCGACUGGCUCACAGCAGUUGACUACGGCUUGCAACAGAGCGAGUUUCAGAAGGUUCAAGAGCCAGGAACUGGCAGUUGGCUUCUCAAUACCACCGAAUACCGAGAUUGGGUCAAGACACCUGGGCAAACUCUCUUUUGCCAAGGUAUCCCAGGUGUUGGUAAGACUAUCCUGACAUCAGGUCUGAUCGCACACCUAAACUUAGAGCUCGCGGGAGACUCUGCUGGCGGUUUAUCAUACAUCUUCUGCAACUUCCAGAGGCAGGAUCAACAAACCAGUGACGGCCUCCUUACAUGUAUACUGAAACAGCUUUCUGCCGGCUUGCCGUCCCUGCCAGAGUGCUUACGGUCUCUCUACACAAACCAUGCUAUCCAACGAACACGGCCAUUACCCAGAGAAAUAAUUUCUACUCUUGGGUCCGUGAUCUCUGAACACUCGAGAGUAUUCAUCAUAGUUGAUGCGCUUGAUGAAUACGGGAGUGUUCCUGGCGCAAGGGAGUCCUUUCUUGUGCAGCUUGCUCAAUUACAGGAAGAACUUGACGUCAAUAUCUUUGCCACUUCCCGAUUCGACACCACAAUCUCUUCUGAGAUCAGAUCCAGCUUCCUGAACAAUACGAGUCUAGAGAUCAAUGCAGUGAGGGAUGAUAUUGGCACAUACAUCGAAGGAAACUUCAACAUGUUGCCAUCUGACAUCCGGCAAAACAAGGAUCUUCGCCGGGUUAUCAUAGAGUCUGUUCAGGAGUCUGUAGACGGAAUGUUUCUUUUGGCGCGGAUUUAUCUGAACUUGCUCAGUUAUAAGGUGUCUGAAACAGAGAUACGAAACCAGUUAGCCAUGUUCAAGCGAGGCAGUAGGAAGGGCAAUGCUAAAGCCUUGUCAGAUGCUUACGAGCAAACCAUGGCCAGGAUCAAAUCCCAGGAAGCAGAUCACGCGAUGCUAGCUAAAGGAGUUCUCCUUUGGCUUACAUACGCAAGAAGUGAGUUGACCGUCGAGGAUCUGCAGUACGCCCUGGCGACGAGAUCCAAAUACCGUAUGGUUCGCACACAAGACUUACCCUUCGAGUCCACCAUGAUCUCUGUCUGUGCGGGACUUGUGACCUAUGAUGAGUCAAGUAAGAUUAUUCGACUCGUUCAUUAUACCACGCAAGAAUACCUUAGCCAAAAUCCCCAUGAACUAUUUGCGUUGACGGAACAAGACAUUGCAAGAACCUGCAUGUCACAUCUGUGGGUUGAAGAGAAUGAACGUUACCGUUUUCUCGACUUUGACCUCGCUACCAGAUCCUCGUAUCCAUUAUGGUGGUACAGCGCUGUGAAUUGGGGACACCAUGGGCGCGAUUCCUUACUUUCGAAUCGCGAGCUUAUUGAGUUUUUGGAUGAUGAGGCGACCGUUAGUCUUGCCAUGAGGAACGCCCUGCAGAAAUUCAAAGUUGGUUACUUCUUUAUGAGACAUCUUCAUAUAGCGGCAUAUUUCGGUCUGGCCGAGCUUGUUGAGUAUCUCCUUGAUAUGGGGGCAGCGGUAGACAUAACGGACCGGACCGGGAGGACUCCACUAUCAUAUGCGUCUGAACAGGGGCAUGAGGCUAUUAUGGUGGUACUCCUUGAAAGGGGAGCAAAAGUGGAUUGUCAAGAUGGUGAGAUUAUUCCUAAGUGGCAUUAUGAUAAUGAGAACGCAGGACGCACUCCAUUGUCAUUUGCUACGGAGCAAGGGCACGAAGCUGCAGUUCAUAUCUUGAUUGCUAAUGGCGCUUCUGCUUCAGUAAGGUCCAAAUCUGGACGCUCACCACUAUCUUAUGCUGUGGAGGACAAACGAGAGAGUCUGGUUAGGUUGUUCCUCGAGACGGAACCUGAGGAUAUCAGCAUUGAAGUAGGCCGUGCAGUUGACAACGAGCAUGAGGCUAUCGUCCGACUGUUGCUUGAGAAUGGCGCCGACGUCGAUUUCUCAAUAACCCCAGGUUUCACACCACUACUUCGUGCAACACGCGCCAACAACGAGGACAUAGCCAGGCUGCUACUGGAGAAUGGGGCAAAUCCAGAUCCUCUUCACAGUAUGUCUACACCACUUUUGUUUGCUGCAGCAAGAGGGUAUGAGAGAAUUGCGAGACUGCUUCUUGUGACUGGAAGAGUUCAGAUCGACCGACCAGAUAGAUUUGGGCGUACCCCUCUGUCCCAUAUGGCACAGCAUGGACACAAAACUACAGUGAAAACACUGCUUGAUAUGGGGGCCAACCCUAACACUACGGCAAAAGCGACUUUCGUUGGAGCACAAUUCUAUAAUGGAAGAACACCUCUUUCGUUCGCAGCAGAGAAGGGGCAUCAGGAGAUCGUUGAGCUUCUUAUCGCCAGUGGGGCAGACCCCAAUCUAAUAUCUACCGCUCAAGCCGAGAGUACCAGAUUGACACCAAUUUUAUAUGGGGCAAGAAACGGGUGCGAAGGUGUCAUUCGAACCCUCGUGGAAUCAGGCCGAGCAGACCCGGAUUCCCCUGAUGCCAAAGGGAGAACACCUCUUUCAUAUGCGGCAGAAAAGGGUAUGAAAUCUACCGUCAAACUGUUGCUGGAAAGGUAUAAGGCGGAUCCUGGUCAUAUGGAUGAGGAUGGGCACACCCCUCUUUCAUACACUGCCCAGAAGGGUCACGCUGAUGUUGUCUGUGAACUGCUGGAAACGGGCAAGGUUAGCCCUGAUUCUGCUGACGGCUGGGGUUUUACACCGCUUUGUCACGCUGCAUUAUGGGACCACAAACGCGUUGUGCUUUUGCUAAUUGAAAAGGGAGCGGAUAUUGACUAUAUCAUUCCCCAUGGGGACUGGAAAGGAAAGUCCGCUUUAGUAAUUGCUACAGAAUAUGGGCAUCAGACAAUCGUAGACAUUCUAAACAGGAAGGGGUAG